AUCAAGAUGGCGGCCGCUGCACGAGGCCGUGGUCGAGGCAGAGGUGGAUUUGGAGUACCAAAGCCGGGCAAAUCGGGAGAAAAAUCUGAGCAGCAAGCUGAUAUUUCAACAGAAAAAUCGUCUAAUGAAUUUGAUUUGACAAAGGUGCUGAACGAUCUAGGGGAAAACACUUUGGACACACAAGUUAAGGAAAUUUCUCACCACAUUUCACAAUCUAGUUCAUCGACGAAACUCAAGGACGUCGUUGAUCAUUUAAUUCAGCGGACGAUCAAGAAGAGCGAUUUUGCACCUCUAGCUGCCAAAGUAGCCAACAAGCUUUGCUCUGAUGAAUCAUUUGGAAUUGCAUUUAGAGGCGAUCUGUUGAAAUCUACUCAAGAACAGUACAAGAAGAGAGAAAGUAUUCGUGCGAACUCCACAAGCGAAUGGAUCGGGCUAGCGUGUUUUAUUUGCGAACUUUUUCGUCAUCUUCGAACUGGUGAGGCUCCGUUAAGACCCCUAGCAGCAGCGGUACACCAGACGUUGAGUGAGCUAUUAUCGAGUGAAGGACAGAACGGCAAUAAUGAUGAAGAGCUCGAAGGAGAUGAAAUAGACUGUUUUUAUGAGAAUUUUAAAGGUGUAGGAUUUCUUUUGGAGACCGUUAAUCAGGAGAAAGCAGAGGAACUCUUGGGAAUGAUGAGAGACACUAUACUCUCUGAUAACUCAUCUGCCAAAACAAGAUGUCUGUUACUGGAAAUGCUUGAGUUCCAUGCAAGACAAGGGAAAAUUUCUUCAAAAGUUGAGGACUAUUUUAGUGAUAAACUAGCUGAAAUAAUGGCCAAUGAAUUAUAGUAUUAUUUGAAACUUCAGAAAUCUGGCAUAGCAUAAAUACCUUUUGUUUUGGAAUACACAAAUAUGAAAACACAAGAAAUAAAGAUCUUUCACCUUGGGAAAUUGCAUUUCUUUAGGAAGUACAGAGUAUUUAUGUUAAAUUUUUUAUCUUGGUUAAUACAAUGUGUGUAGUUUCUUAGGAAAUAACAUAUGAUCAUUUGUUCACAAGUGUUUCAAAAUCUUAACAGACACUUUACUGCACAUGUGAACCACUUUGUAUCACUGCAUAUGGUAAUAUAUGAUUUUGUGACCAAAACACAGGUUGGGUGGCUCAAGUUAUAACCUUCGUAAGGCCACUUGUGUUCUCUGGAAAUAUAUUUCAGUCACAGUGCCUCUCUCCACCCAAGAACAUGGGGGGGGGCAUCUGUAUGCAAUGGACUAGUAUUCUAUAGAUGGGGAGUACAGUUCGGGACUCAUCUGGCCUAGCCCAAGCUUUUAUUGGGAAAGAACAAUUAUAGAUUACUGUUUAAGGGCCUUACAGAGAAGCGCAAAUAGUUCCUCUCCACCCAGCAUAUGACCUAUUGAAAUCAAUAAAGUAAGAAGAAAGAGAGAGGGCUAAAGUUUAUUAUAUGAUAAAAUGCUUAAUGGUGGAGUAAGGUCGAAUCGGAAGGGAAAACAUUUGGCUUGGGGCCAUAUCGUAUGGACCUCCAGCUAACAAUUCUCCUAUCCAGUCCUCCCUUUAAGUCACUUAACACGCGGUAUUUUAGGUUAUUGAGUUGAAAUUCUUUACUUUCAUCAACUGCAUGUGCAAAGAAACUAAAGAAAGAGAAGACUUUCGCGUAGGAGACCUUUAAUUUACAUCU
Molecule: messenger RNA, 1670 nt
Organism: Pocillopora verrucosa
Lineage: Eukaryota; Metazoa; Cnidaria; Anthozoa; Scleractinia; Pocilloporidae
Product: MIF4G domain-containing protein B
Biological process (GO): regulation of translational initiation
Cellular component (GO): cytosol
Molecular function (GO): protein binding; translation activator activity; RNA binding
Source: RefSeq, a predicted model, not a curated record